Messenger RNA from Aspergillus piperis CBS 112811, 1989 nucleotides. Its product is annotated as TolB family protein. NCBI's taxonomy places the organism in Eukaryota, Fungi, Ascomycota, Eurotiomycetes, Eurotiales, Aspergillaceae. The record is from RefSeq and is a predicted model, not a curated record. Bases 1 to 1989 code for a protein of 662 amino acids. The transcript is spliced from 2 exons.
AUGCGCUACUCCCUCCUCCCCCUUCUUGGCGUUGCCGCCGUCCCGGCCCUUGGAGGCUGUCCCUUCGCACACACUGCGAAUAUGGACGUUGAUGACAUGGUGAAGGCACACGCUCGCAUGUCCCGAGGGUUGGUGGCAUCCAAGAGCAGCCCCUCAACUGUUCCUACCUCCUCUACUACCGCUAUCGUCGGCAAGAAGGGCGUGUUCAUGAUGAACCGCAUUGCGCCUGGGACCUCUGAACUAUACAUUGCCAACACAGACGGCAGCAAUGAGCGUCCACUCCUCUCCCACCCCGUCUUCGAGUACCACGCCUCCUUCUCUCCAGACGGAGAAUGGAUUACUUUCACCAGCGAGCGCAACGGCGACGGUAACUCUGACAUCUACCGGGUGCGGGCCAAUGGCUCUGAUCUACAGGAGCUGGUCGCCACCCCAGCAGUGGAAGACUCCGUCGUGAUCUCUCCCAACGGCCGUCUGGCAGCCUACGUCUCCACCGCCAACAACAUGAAGGCAAACAUCUGGGUCCUCGACCUGCAGACCGGCGCGCAGUGGAACCUCACCAACACUCCCAGCACUGCCGCCAACUCCUCCCUCAUGGAGAGCUAUCUCCGCCCUGCCUGGUCCCCCGAUGGCGAAUGGAUCGCCUUCUCUUCGGACCGCAACACCCAAUGGGACGGACACGGCGAGCCGACCUUCCUCGGCCGCACAGGCUGGGAGACGACACAAGAGCUCUCCCUUUACGCCAUCCGUCCCAACGGCUCCGACUUCCGCCAGAUCAUCUCCAAGCCAUACUACUCGCUGGGAUCUCCCAAGUGGUCCGCCGACGGUAAACGCAUCGUCUACUACGAAAUGACCCGGGAAGAUACCUACAAUGCCCACCGUCCGGAAACCAUCACCACGGCCAACUCAACCAUCAUGUCGGUCGAUUUCGCCACCGGCACCGAUGUGCGUGUUGAAGUCGCCGGCUCGGGCGUCAAGCAAUUCCCGCAGUACCUAGAUAGGAACGGCACCAUCGCCUACACCCUCAAGGGCGGCACCAGCGAGGGCUUCUACACCACCGCAGGACUGUACGUCAACACGACCUCAGCGACCCUUCGGUCCCCAGCGUGGUCUCCCGACGGCAAACAAGUAGUCUACGAAAAGACCACCUGGAGCAUCCGCGCGGGAUACAAGAAGCUGUACAGCUGGGACAGCGACUGGGACUACCGGUUCACGGACGUCUUCCCUCAGAUCUCGCACCAAGAGCGCAUCGCCAUCACCCAGAAGCAGCUGGGAAACUCGUCCAUCGUGACGCUGAACACGACCGGCGCUGACCUGCAACUUGUCUACGACCCCAGCACGGCAGACUUCGUCAGCGACAACGAAACCACAGGUCUGAGCGCCUACCAGCCCAGCUGGUCCCCAUGCGGCGAGUGGCUCGUCUUCGGCGUGGGAUUCUGCUACUCGGAGGUACUCGUGAAUAGCAGCUACGCCAUCACCGAGGACGGGGCCCUGAACAAUGGAUUCCCGAGCUUCUCACCGGACGGCAAGAAAGUAGUGUAUCGGGUAUGGGGAGCCGACACCGCGACAUACGGUAACGCCAGCGAGAUCGGGUUGCGGGUGCUGGACCUCGAGACACGCAACACAACUGUGCUGACGACUGAAUGGGAUAAUCUACCCCAGUUCUCCCCGGAUGGAGAGCUCAUCCUGUUCACGCGCAAGACCAGCACGUACAACUAUGAUGUGUGCACCAUUCGACCGGACGGGACGGAUCUACGCGUGUUGACGAGUAGUGGUGCUAACGAUGCACAUGCGGUGUGGUCGCAGGAUGGGAGGAUUAUGUGGUCGACGGGAAUGUAUGGGUUCCGCUUUGAGUGUGCCUUGUAUGAUGAUACGUUUCAGCCGUAUGGGCAGAUCAUGAUUAUGGAUAAGGAUGGGGGGAAUAAGAAGUUGAUGACGAAUUCGAUGUGGGAGGAUUCGAUGCCGUUGUUUUUGCCGAGGGAGGUCCUUUAA